Pseudocercospora fijiensis CIRAD86 is the source of this 5097-nucleotide messenger RNA. RefSeq lists its product as uncharacterized. The transcript has 13 exons. Gene Ontology annotation, biological process: regulation of GTPase activity; signal transduction. The coding region runs from base 1 to 4659 and encodes 1552 amino acids. NCBI's taxonomy places the organism in Eukaryota, Fungi, Ascomycota, Dothideomycetes, Mycosphaerellales, Mycosphaerellaceae. The record is from RefSeq and is a predicted model, not a curated record. Gene Ontology annotation, cellular component: cytoplasm.
AUGUUAUUCUACACGGGGACUGGGUGCGGCGAAAUCCCUCUUUUGAGACGAGGGAAGGAAGCAGCUCCAUCAACUUCUUGGACGUGGACGUGGACGUGGAUUCGGCAAAUCGAUCAUGUCCGCAGCAGUAGUGGUAGUAGUUCACUCUGCCACCCGCUCCCAAACACCACUCUUCAGCUGGCUCCGCGGGCGUGUAUGUCCAGUACUGUAUGUAUUCCUGCAGCUUCUCCCUUCCCGUCCAUCUCCAUCUCCAUCCUCAGGCUGUGGCUCACCAUCCUAAAGUGUAACCAGUUUAGCUCGCAUUGGACGAAGCCAAGAAGCCCUGUCCGAGUGGGCUCGCCUCUCACUACUACUGCACGCAGCACGUCUGCCAUCUCACUACUACUGCGAACCACUCCACAGCGCCGACAUCUUCGACACACCGCAGUCGCCCUCGGUACUGCGCCCACGCUCGUUCACCACCCCAUUGAGCCCCAUUGCGGCACAUGCGGCUGCCGAGAGACGCUGAGCACACUACUUGCCCGGGAGCGAGCCAACGAGCGACGCGAGGCGAGGCGAGGCAACACUCUUGCUCUCUGCAUUCUGACAGCGGAUCGAGAGCAAAAGGAGGCCGCAUCGUGCCUGCCCUGGACACAGCGCGCAUUACCCCGGCGUCGACAUCAUCCUGCCGCCGUACCAGCGCAUAAGCGCCGCGACCGCGACCGCGAUCCACGCCUGAGCCUCAGUAUCUACACUAAUGACUACCGCAAUGGAGAAGACGUCGUAUAUCCGUGCAAAGGCUGUGGGGAGGUACGUAUGCGGAAGAAGGAAAAGCAUUUGAACUUGGUACGUCUGACUGAGCUGAGCCUUCAAAGUAUGGCUGACUUGGUGCUAGCCGGCAACCGCUGGCAUAUCGACUGCUUCCGAUGCAAUACCUGCGGAACACUUCUCGACUCCGACGCGAACCUAUUACUACUCGGCGAUGGCAGUCUCAUCUGUAAUAACUGCACCUACAGCUGCAGCGCAUGCGGGAACAAGAUCGAAGACCUUGCCAUCUUGACUGGCGACCAGGCAUUCUGCUCUGGUUGCUUUCGAUGUCGCAACUGCAAGAGAAAGAUCGAGAACCUCCGCUAUGCCCGCACAUCCCAGGGCAUAUUCUGUAUGAGCUGUCACGAGAGCUUGAUGGCCCGGAGGCGGAAGAAAGCGCGCACGCCCAAGCAGCCUCCGCCCAGUGGUACACCAGGCGCGGAAAAGGCGCUGCCGUCUCUUCCCCCGGGCGCUGCUGUGAAGAGCGCUUUUACGCCUGAAGGCGAGGCGCCGUCGGAGCAAUAUUCCGAAGGUCCGACACCGCAAGGGCAUAUGUCGCCAAACCAGCGACAGACGACAUCGCGAAAUGGAACAGCAUUGAACAACUUCAACCGCGACGCGUCACCGCUGUCCGAUGACCUUCGCCGAGGUGGGUUCACAUAUGGUCCUACACUGCCAGCGAGCACCUACGGCGAGAGCAGGCCUUCGAACGUAUCGAGCUCUGUCGACGACGAUGAUUCCGGCUACCUGCCGAUGGCCUUUGACCCGACGCCUGUCACAGCUGCACCCGUGCAGCAACAACAGCAGGCGCCGAUACCACGCAAGCAGCUUUCUCGAGCUGCAGAUCCCUCACCACCCGCGCAGAAAGAGAAUCAGCCUCCCAGAGAUUAUUUUGGCGUCAACGGGAAAUCGUCUGCGAAGCCGCCUUCUAGAGAUGCCUCGCGACAAGACGCACGGCUGGGAGCGGAGACCGCGUCUUCGAGAUCCGUCUCUACGGAGCGUGAACCGGAUCAAACUCGCUCCAGCAGCCAGUCGAAGCCGAGUCCACAUAUUUUGUAUCAAGAAAAGGGGAGAAGUAGGAAGCGUGAGACAUCUGGCAACAAUACGCCUGUGAUUGGCUCGAACACAGCAUCUCCCGUCGUCGCUCCUGAGCCACGCGAACGGAACUACAAGCCCACAACCCAUCAAUUGCCAACAGAUUCCCAAGCAUUAAACCAGAAUGACCAGGAUGCAUUCAAGCUGCAAGAUGUCCCCGACUCCAGGAGGGCGAAUUCACGAAAGAAUUCAAAGGCAGGCCUGAACUCGCCUCUUGUGGUCUCGCCUGUCGAUAAGACGCACAGGGAGGACCGUUCAAGCAAGCCAAUCUCGCCAGUCUCGGUGAGCUCGCAGAACUCCGGAAUCAACCCAUUCGAUGAUCCACGCAGAAAAGAGACACCUAUUCCUGGGGUGACGCCCGUGCAGCCCAUUCCGCCAAAGCAUGCCGACAGGGGUCUGCCACUGCGAGGAGACUCCCUGGCUGCAGCAGCACUCAAAUCAAAGCAGUCAACACCGGAUCUAUCUCCUCCCACCACAACGUUUACAUCGACGCAAGUGCAGUCAGCGCAUGAGCGUAAUCGAUCUGUAUCGUCUGUGCCCUCUUCAUUUGCGGACGCGCGAAGCACUCUCUCCCGAGAUAACAGCCUUUCGAAAGCAGAGCGACGUUCUCAGGCUCCUCCACGGACGAGCUUCGAUGCGCCCCCACCACGUGCAGCCUCACGACCAAGCGCACCCAGCAAAUCGGUUGCGAACGACGACUUCAUCGCUCCGAGACAUGCGCCGCCACCGCCACCGCCAGUUACGGAAAGGCAUAGACACAACGAGUCCAUCAGUACCUUGCAGAGUGAAGAUAGGCCGUCAAUGGACGGGCUUCACUCGCCAGCUUUACGGAGCGCUGGGCUGCCGAAAUAUAGCUUAGAUGGUGGCUUUUCCAUGGAAGACGAAAUGGGUCGAAUUCUUCGCGGAGAACUUGGUCAGCCGGACGGUAGAGCUCCAGGUUCCUCGUCGCCAUCUGUUCUGCGGAAGGUGUCGAAUGCUGUCAAGCAUGGCAGGAGUUUCAGCGAUCGCGCCGUGACGCAAGGUGCGAGAUCGCCGAGGAAUGGACCUAUGGAGGUUGGCACACCCACCAUCACCAGCCCAAAUCUGAACAUUACCUCACCGACUGGACUCGAUGGCCUGGACUCUUUACGAGCAUCAUUGCGACGCGCGCAAAACCACAUCGCCGAAUUGGAAGCCGAGAAGUUGGCUCUGCAGGAGAAGCUCGAUGCACCAGAAAUCAAGAGCGUCAACAACGAGCUGCGAGAGAAGCGCUCUACCAUGGCAUUCCUCGACACUCAGCGUGAAAUGGUGGUUCGGGAGCUUGAGGUAAUGACCGAGCAUCUGGCCAAAGCCAAGGACAACACCCAGCCACUGGAUCUCGGCUCACUCAAGACGAAUAUCUUGCGAGACUUUGCGACAUCACUUCAGCAGCUGAAGGACAGUAUGGGAGCACAGAUCGAAGAUUUGAUGCAUAGGCGGAACGAGUUGACAGAUGAGAUCGGAAACCUCAUUCAGAUGAAAGACAAGGGUUUCCAGGAAUAUGAGUCGCUUUCAUCCAAGAACACACAGCUGGCGCAGCAUAACAACGAACUCAUCCGAAGCAUACAAGGCAUGUACCAGGAAUACCGCGCACCGAAUGGAACACCAACUGGCGCCAACGGACUUGGUAUUUCUGGCGCAGCUCUCAAAGCGGAUGCCACUUCAUCUGAAGUGCGGAACCUCAACCCUGUCAUAACGGAUCCGUCAAUGCCGAACCUGUUACAAGACCCUGAAGCAGAAUCUGCGACGGUACUCACUGCGCCACAAGUUGUGAACAUUCGCAAGGGUGGUCAAGCGAAAAAGUUCAACUGGCGGCGAGGGGGUGAAAAGGUCGCCGGCAAGGUCACAAAGGGCAUCAAGGGCGCAUUUGUGGGAGUUGAGCACAAGCCUCAAGGCUCAGGCCAGUAUGCAAUCGGUAUGCCUUACAGUUCAACACAAGCAGUCGCAGGCAGCGAGCAGAGCAGCAUUGCCAGCAAAGUCACUCUUGGUGACGACAGCAAGGGCUACGGAUUCUUCAAUCAGAAGAAUGGAGGAAUCAAAGGCGGUCUCGGACAUCUCAAGAAUAACAGCAGCACCAAUCUUGUCAUGGAUCCAUCUGGUAAGUAUCUUACGCAAGUUGAUAUCAUGAGCCAACUGACAAAAAGCAGUACUCUUUGGAUCCGAACUCUCUGCCCGAUGCGACUACGAGCGCCAAAUGGUCCCUGGCAUGUCGAAAUACGUGGCAUGGACGUUGAGGGCAUUUAUCGCAAAUCAGGCGGUGCUGGUCAGGUGAAGAACGUGCAGCAAGGCUUUGAAAAGAACAACAACUUCGAUAUUUCUGACGAGGACCUGGACAUUCACGCCGUCACUAGCGCUCUCAAACAGUACUUCAGGAAGUUACCGACACCACUGAUCACCUAUGAUGUAUACGAAGCACUGCUUGAGGCUGGACAGUUCUCCGACCGAGAAAAGCAAGCCACAGCAUUGAAGGCGGCAGUGGAGAGCUUACCAGAUGCUCAUCGAGAUACCUUGUCCUAUCUAAUGGUGCAUCUUGCAAAGGUCAUGGGACAUGAGAGCAAGAACUUGAUGACGCCUCUCAAUCUUGCUGUGGUUUUCGCGCCGACCAUUAUGCGACCUCUGAGCAUCGAGCGCGAGAUGAGUGAUAUGCAAGUGCAGCGUACCGCUGUACAAGCCAUGCUGGAACAUCAUAAGACUACGGACGAGUACGCGCAUCUCUGCACUCCUCUACAAUACGAUCCGCCAUCUUUGCGCCUGAAAUAGGGAACUGGCCUUCGAAGACGACUCAGCAAAAUAUCUCGUGGUUCAGCUUCACCCGAUGUGGCUUACCGUGGGAAGUAUCAGCCUUCUCAGCAUUUGCAUGACCGAGUUACUUUGCCUUGUGGCUUGGAUGGGACGUUUCUUGGACAGCCUAGGAGUAAGAGAGGGAAGCAGGCAUACCGAGGGCAUGGAUGUCUUUGGACAAUGAUUUUCUGCGGCUCCUGUCGAAAUCCCCAGACUGAGGAAGAAGACUUGUUGCUUUUGUGAUGAUGUUAUUUAGCGUUUGGCUGGCGAUGUCUUUUUUUCUGCUCUGCCUUCCCCCCCCUGAUUCUUGGAGAGGUGUGUUUUAGAAAUACCCACAUCUCCUCGUCGUGACCGAUCUUUCUCGAUUGGAUAAAUUGUCGAUGAAAUAGAAGGCGAGCGAAUUGCAUAUGAGCUUUC